Messenger RNA from Chroicocephalus ridibundus (black-headed gull), 2203 nucleotides. It is a transcript of the gene PDXP, whose product is annotated as pyridoxal phosphatase. The transcript has 2 exons. The record is from RefSeq and is a predicted model, not a curated record. Gene Ontology annotation, molecular function: pyridoxal phosphatase activity. NCBI's taxonomy places the organism in Eukaryota, Metazoa, Chordata, Aves, Charadriiformes, Laridae. Bases 60 to 977 code for a protein of 305 amino acids.
GCCGGGGCGGCGCGGGGCGGGAGGCCGGCGGCCGGGAGGGCUGCGGCGGCGGCGGCGGCAUGGCGAGCUGCCGGCGGCUGAGCGGCGCGGGGCUGCGGGAGGUGCUGGGCCCGGCGCAGGGGCUGCUCUUCGACUGCGACGGCGUGCUGUGGGCGGGCGAGCGCGCCGUCCCCGGCGCCCCGGAGCUGCUGGAGCGGCUGAGGCGCAGCGGCAAGGCCGCCCUCUUCGUCAGCAACAACAGCCGCCGCUCGGUGGCCGAGCUGGAGCGGCGCUUCAGCCGCCUGGGCUUCCGCGGCGUCCGCGCCGAGCACGUCUUCAGCUCCGCGCUCUGCUCCGCGCUCUUCCUCCGCCAGCGCCUCCUCGGCGGCGGGGGGGACGGGGGGAACGGCACCGGGGGCGGCCGCGUCUUCGUGCUGGGCGGCGAGGGGCUGCGCGGCGAGGUGCGCGACGCCGGCUUGCGUCUGGCCGGCGAGGGCGAGCCGGCGGCCGGCGCCGCCGAGCCGGUGCGGGCCGUCCUGGUGGGCUACGACGACCAGUUCACCUUCGCCAAGCUGGCGCAGGCCUGCGGCUACCUGCGCGACCCGCAGUGCCUCCUGGUGGCUACCGACCCCGACCCCUGGCACCCGCUCAGCGACGGCCAGCGCACCCCCGGGACUGGCAGCCUCACAGCCGCGGUGGAAACAGCUUCGGGACGCAAGGCGCUGGUGGUGGGGAAGCCGAACACCUACAUGUUUGAUUGCAUCGUGGAGCGUUUCGGUGUGGACCCGUCCCGCACCCUCAUGGUGGGAGACCGCCUGGAGACAGAUAUCCUCUUCGGCAAGAACUGCGGCCUCUCCACCAUCCUCACCCUGACGGGUGUCUCCCGCCUGGAAGAGGCGCAGGCCUACAUGGCCAGCGACAGCGCCGCUGCCAAGGAUCUGGUGCCCAAUUACUAUGUGGACAGCAUUGCAGACUUGAUACCGGGCCUGGAUGAGUAGCAGUCUGUACAUGUGAAGGCAGAGGGGUUGGGUUCCCCAUCCCAGAUCUCCAUCUGUUCCCAUUUCUCUCUCACUGCCCUAUUCCCUCAAUUCCUGGUUUCUUCACAUUCCAACGCCCUUCUUUAGGGCCAAAAUGGGGUGGGGGGUUGGCAGGAGGAGGCAGGAUUCAGGUUGUCUCCUUUCUGCUGAGAGGUACCCAUGAUGGACAGAGUCCUUCUCUCCCUCCUAUGCCAGCUGCCAGCAUCACUGGGAGAGAGCUGGAGGCCUUCAGGCUGACAGGGGGGGUCAAAUCAGUGUGUCCGUGUGGCCUCUCCCCCUGCAGGGGUUAGGGACCGGCUGUCUUAUUAUUUUUCUCUUAUAUGACCAGUGGCGGCCUUUUACUGCUGUCCCUUCACUCCUAACUCUCGACUUCUGAGCUGCAUCCCUGCAGUCCUUGUGGUAACCCCCUCCUUGCCAGGGGACGGGCUGGCAUUGUCACCCACCGGGUCUCCAUUCAUGCCAGGGCGUGUGGAAGGAGCGUGCCAGAGCUCUGGAGCGAUGAAUGAGAGCAUCGCUGCCUCCCACAAGUGAAAGGGAGCAUCGCCUGAUCUCUUCUCUCCCCUGUUCCUUAGAGAUGUUUCCCCCACUACCCUCUGUCCCAACUCAGUUAAUAAGUGUGCCAGUGUCCAUCUGAAGGACUACAGAAAGAGAAGAGACUGGUUUGAGGGGUUUUUUUGUGCCAAACAGAGAAGCUCUGAGUGCACACAGUGGGCCUGCACUUGUUUUCAAGCGCUCUUUCCAAAGGGGCUUGUGAAGGAGAGAGGGCUCCUAGACCACAACAGCACAGCAGUAGUGAACUGUACAACUCUUCCCCAGUUCCUCCUCCUCAGUGGAUUUUGCCAUAGUACGGUGAGAGAAAAGGGCUGAUGGGGGUCUGUGCUCCAGCUGCUGGUGUGCAGGUGAGAUGGUGGUGGUAUUGUCACUGCUGUGAAUGUGUCGCAGCCCUCAAAAUCAUUCCUUGCUGCUUUGUCUUUUUACGGUUGUUUUUUUUUUAAUUUAAUGAUCUUAUUUAUCAAACUUAUUUAUUGUUCAGAUACUGUAUUAUUUGUAUAAACUAUGCUGACUGGUUGCACCAAGGGAACAGGGGGGUAGUGCCUUUGGGCCUCCCUUACUGUCCAUGUCCCAUGUUGAUGUUCUUACACUCACCAUGUGUCCGUAUAUAAUAAAGUGCGAGCGUAGGCUGGAAA